This is a messenger RNA of Anopheles arabiensis, 1326 nucleotides long. RefSeq names its product lipase 3-like. NCBI's taxonomy places the organism in Eukaryota, Metazoa, Arthropoda, Insecta, Diptera, Culicidae. The coding region runs from base 3 to 1178 and encodes 391 amino acids. The transcript is spliced from 2 exons. The record is from RefSeq and is a predicted model, not a curated record. Gene Ontology annotation, molecular function: hydrolase activity, acting on ester bonds.
CCAUGGCUUGCCGCGCAGCGUUAUACCUGUUGGCACUGACCGCAUCGAUCACCCACGUUUUAGGUGCAAAAAAUCCAAACGAUAUACUGCGCCACUCAAUCACACGCCACGGAUAUCCGGUCGAGCUGCACAAAGUCACCACGCAGGACGGCUACAUCCUCACGCUCGUGCGCAUCCCGGGCAAGGGAGCACCGGUGCUCAUCAUGCACGGUUUGAUAGCCUCCUCGGUAGAUUGGACCGUGCAGGGGCCGGACAAAGCGCUCGCCUUCAUAGCCGCCGACCAAGGGCACGACGUUUGGCUGGGGAAUGUGCGCGGCAACACGUUCUCCAAAGAGCACAUCAAGCUCUCCCGCAAAGAUGCCGAAUACUGGCGCUUCAGCUUCCACGAGAUGGGCCUGUACGAUCUGCCCGCCAUGGUGGACUACAUCCGCCUCAACAGCUCCUCCGAUACGCUGCACUACAUCGGCCACUCGCAGGGCGGUGCCGUGUUUCUGGUGAUGGCAAGCAUGCGCCCGCUGUACAACCGGAAGUUUGCCAGCGUGCAUCUGAUGGCACCGGCCGCUUACAUUCACCGGGCCACCUCGCCCGUGUUUCAGUUCACCACGCGCGUCGAGGAGCUGGAAACGAUCGCGAAAAUGACACGCACGUACGAGAUAGUGGGCCGUGGGGCGGGGUCACCGGUGGAGCUGCUGCACGCUGGCCACAAGAUGGGCCUGAUCCCGACCGAUCUGGUGCUGACGAACGUGUGGUACUUUACCGGCGUGCACGAUUCGAUCAAUCGGUCGAUCGUGGGCGACAUACUGGCGAACACGCCGGCGGGAUGCUCGCUGUACCAGCUGCUACACUUUGGCCGGAACCAUUUGGCCAAGUCGUUCCAGCAGUACGAUUACGGGCCGGACGGGAAUGUGAGGCGGUACGGGGCGCGAGUGCCGCCCGAGUAUCCGCUCGCGAAUGUGACCGCUCCGAUCUCGCUGUACUACAGUGAGGCGGACAACUUUGUGCCGGCGGAGGACGUGGAGGACCUGGCGGACAGCCUGCCGAACGUGGUGCACAAGCAUCGGAUCGGGUUGCGCAAGUGGAACCACAUCGACUAUCUGUACGAUACGAACGCGCACCGGCUGUAUCGGUCGGUGGUGGCAUCACUGACGGAUCAGCGCGGGACGGCUGAGAAGAAAUGAUGGACUGGAGGGACACAGGGAAAGAUGUAAAAGUUGGUUUAUUGACAUGGAAAAACUUCAAAAUUUAUUGUUUUUUAUUCAACAACCUUCACCACUGCGGCGCAUAUUUUGCUACUUUCGUACCAACUACACUCUGUUGCACAAUGUA